Messenger RNA from Leguminivora glycinivorella, 1757 nucleotides. RefSeq names its product solute carrier family 46 member 3-like. The transcript has 7 exons. Bases 181 to 1740 code for a protein of 519 amino acids. Gene Ontology annotation, biological process: transmembrane transport. NCBI's taxonomy places the organism in Eukaryota, Metazoa, Arthropoda, Insecta, Lepidoptera, Tortricidae. Gene Ontology annotation, cellular component: membrane. The record is from RefSeq and is a predicted model, not a curated record. Gene Ontology annotation, molecular function: transmembrane transporter activity.
GGGUAUCAUAGCUAGUUCUAUAUAAAUUAAAUGGGCAUUAUUUCGUUUGAAUACGAGACUUUUACGUAUCUAAUAACAUUAUUCCGAUGUUAUUUCAUUACAAAACCGUGACCGCCAAUCCAUUAUUAUAUUGUAAUAUCCACUGCCAGUACUGUUUGUGCAAGUGUAAAGUGAACAUUCAUGGCACAAAAACUAGUAGAAUCACAACAUAAUGAGCCAGAUUUUACCGAAAAUGUUACUGAGAAAAAGAAAAAGAAUGAGGCAUUCAACAUUUUUCGAUCAAAUUUAAAGUCAGCGACAUACGAACCUGUACUAUUCCUGUACCAAUUGUGUUACAUGAUCACAAUCGCAACAUCCCAAAACGUGAUGCUCGAGAAAGCAUGCAGAGUGGACUUAGACCUCGGGAACAACAUCUGCACCUCUCUCAGACUUCAGAACCAAAGUGAAAGCCUCAAGCACCACGAAGAAAUUCUGCAGAAAUAUGUAGCUCCCAGUGUCACUCUGAGAACAUACACUAUUCUUACUGUUCCAUGCAUACUACUACUAUUGACAGGUUUCUUCAGUGAUAAUACUGGAUAUAGAAAGGUUAUACCUAUGAUUCAGAUAGUGGCACAGAUGCUCAUUUGCGUGAACAAUUUAGUGCAAGUAUAUUUCAUGAAAGAGACCGGCCUGUUUUUCUUUGUGGCAGCUGAAGCUUUGCUGGAAGGGUUGGGAGGAGGGUACGCCAGUGUGCAGAUGACAGCCUUUUCCUACAUGGCAAAAGUGACGAGCGUAGAAGAGAGAACGUUUAGAAUCGGUCUACUGUACUUCUCUCACUCGGUAUCUAUGCCAGUAGGUCUGGCUAUUGUUGGCCCUUUACUGAAACAUUAUGGGUAUUAUUGGUGCUACAGUUUAUCUGGCUGCUUAAAUUUCAUAAAUUUAAUGUACAACUUGUAUUGGAUUAAAGAAGCGAAAAGAAGUAUUGAACAAAAACAGCACGACCGCCGAGGAUUCGUCUAUUUCGUCCGCCUCUACUUCACCUUCAGUAACGUCAAGGAGACGCUGCGCGUCGUGUUUAAGGAUGGACCUAAUAAUCGGCGCGUACGCAUCUUUAUCAUGCUGGGCAUAGUCAGCGUCCUGUUUGGACCUAUGUAUGGCGAACUAUCAGUAAUAUACAUGUCAACGAGGUACCGGUUCGGUUGGGAUGAAUUGCAGUUUAGCAUCUACCAGACAUACAACUUUAUCAUUCAUACCCUCGGUACUGUAUUCUCUCUUGUCGUAUUCAGCAAGAUAUUGAAAUGGCACGAUUCCUUGCUGGGCAUCAUUUCCACGACCAGCAAGAUCAUUGGCUGCUUUGUAUACUGCUUUGCGGCUACGGCAAUGGUAUUCUACAUGGCUCCUUUGGUUGAAAUAUUGAAUGGAACGUCUCUUCUAGCGAUGAGAUCCAUAAUGUCAAAAGUUGUGACGCCUGAUGAAUUAGGUAAAGUGAACUCCAUAUUUGGACUGACGGAGAACCUGAUGCCUCUGAUCUACGUGCCGCUAUACACCACAGUGUAUACCCACACUAUGGAAGUACUGCCAGGCGCUGUGUACCUCAUGGGAGCUGGCUUGUCUGUGCCAGCGGUCGCGGUUUUCGUUUGGCUGUUAUGUGAACACAGAAGAGAAGUACGUCGGUUAAAAAAAGAAGAACGUGGUGUUAUGGAGCCCCUUAAUAGAGACGCAGAAAUAUCUUUCAAUAUAGAUAAUAAAGAAGCUGGAUAACCCAGUGACAUGUAGUA